AUGGGUUCGAAUUCUUGCUUAAAUUUUGCUCGAUUGACGUAUCUGUUUGGAAAGUGGGAAUUGUUGAAACAUUUCUACAAAAAAUGUCUCGAGAUCGAAAAAGAUCACGAACAUCUUGCCAUUAUCCACAGUGAUCUUGCCUUGGUCGAAUUACAGCUGGGGCAUUACGACGAAGCUUCGACGUAUUUCAGGUCAAUAGAACCGAAGCAAGUUACGAGCAUCAAGGAAAAUAAACCGACCGCUUUCACAUAUAAUAAUACGGGUAUUAUGCUCCAUAGACGAAGAUCUUUUAAUGUAGCUGUGCAGAGUUUUCAAAAUGCUUUAGCCGCAUACGCUGCUGAAUCCGGUAACAAUAAAGGACUUCUUGGGACAAUUUAUCAUAAUAUCACAGCUAUUCACAAUGAGAAGAGUAAUUAUAAAGAAGCACGUGAUAAUAUUGAAAGAUGUCUCGGAAUCCGAGCGGCAAUUUUGCCGAAACUACACCCAACGUUAGCGGUUACCUACAAUUGCAAAGCAAUUACUUAUUAUAUCAAUGGAUCGUGUGACAAAGCCAUCGAGUAUGCUCAACGGGCAGUUGACAUUGACAGGAAUGUAUUGGCAGAAGAUCAUCCUCAAACAAUACUUCAUACGCGAAAUCUGAACUCAUUCAAAAACAAACACUAUGAUGGAACGGUUAGUUUUGAUGCUAUUAUUCCUAUCAAUGAAUUUCUAUGGCGAACUUCAAGGAUAUCGAUAUGUGUGUUGGCAACUGCCGUGUUGGAUACGUUGCAAAUCAGUUGUUCACGUUUGUUCGACUCUGCCAUGCUGGAAUCGUUGUGGAUCAAGUCCAAGAGUCAAAAAGGCUUUCCUAAGCAGUUUCAAGCAGUGUUUAACGUCACCGUGGUCCAAUCGUCUGACCUAGUGACACAAGGCGUUCAAUCUUUGUUGUACGAUUAUGUCAAUCUGAGAGUUCGCUACGAUUAUCAAGGAUGGCUAUCAAAACAAAAUGAAACAAAUAUGAUCAUAUACAAACCUCAAGGUGCUGAACCGGAUUCGCCGGCUGCGAAUGACUAUGUCAUGUACAACUUCAGGCCUGAUUAUCCGGCAAUCACAAAAAAUGAUUGUUGGUAUUCAUCAAAUCCAAUGAGAAGUAUUGGCCCAUUUCCAUUCACGUGGUACAGUGAAACUGGAAACUAUUAUCAAAUCAAAGAAUGGUUUCCUUUACCAACUGGAAUGGUUAACAAAGGUGAAGAAUGGAUACCUGAACUUCAAACCAAUGCAGUACGAUAUGACUCAGAAAAAAUCUGUUAUCUAAGACGAUCUGGUAUUGGUAAAGUUCCAUGUUUGAGCUAUUUCGAGACAGACAAUGGACCAGCUAAAAUUAUCACAGCACGUGCUGCUGUUGGCUCAUAUGAUUCCGAUUCAUAUGUAAUUACCGUCUAUCUUUCGUUUAUCAAUGGUAUUCCAUCGGAAGCCGAACAUCUAUUCGACUUACCUGAUCACUGGCCUGCUUACUGUGGUAAUGCAAAUACAGGUUUUACUGUCAAUCCUGUUCGUGGUUUUGUCGUCACCCCUCAAGGUGGAGAUGGUUUUGCCUUACAAUUAAACACCCCACCAGUUCGUGAACUCGGUGAUCAAGUGAAAAUUGAAUUCAAAUUAAAUCCAUCGUGGUACUACAAUGGAACCAAAUGUACGACAUUCAAACCAAUAGUUUUCAAUAAAGAUAAUUGGCAAACGCCACAGCAGGUCGAUAUGUCAUUUACUGAUUACGGUUGUUGCAGUUAUAUCAUUGAAGCAAAUGGCGGAGGAUAUGAUUGGCAAUAUCAAUCUUCAUCAUUUGUUGUUUAUGGAUGUGAAGGAGAAGCCGGAUAUGGUUGCACAGGCAAAUAUCCAUGUGGAGGUUAA
Molecule: messenger RNA, 1884 nt
Organism: Adineta ricciae
Lineage: Eukaryota; Metazoa; Rotifera; Eurotatoria; Adinetida; Adinetidae
Source: the annotation of a GenBank genome assembly